This is a messenger RNA of Sycon ciliatum, 1600 nucleotides long. RefSeq lists its product as uncharacterized. Bases 266 to 1600 code for a protein of 444 amino acids. Lineage: Eukaryota; Metazoa; Porifera; Calcarea; Leucosolenida; Sycettidae. The transcript is spliced from 2 exons. The record is from RefSeq and is a predicted model, not a curated record.
AUUGCAAUAAGGCCACAACAAAAAGCUUUCGUGUUUCCGGUCGGCCGACCGGGUCCGUUUUUUCAAAAAUUAUGGAAUUUUUUGGUUUACGACAAGUACAAAAAAACAAAGAAAAACAAGCAAAAACACUGAAAGCAUUGUGUUGCUUUGCUCGAACCGAAAUAAAAGUUUGACUGAAUGCAGAGACGAAAAUUCCGGAGCUGGAGAAAAGGUCGCCAAGAACGAUGGCUGCUUAGAGCAGCCCGCUUUGUGUCCAGUGCUGACGAUGGCUGCUCAGAGCAGCCCGCUUUGUGUCCAGUGCUGGCGGGGUGCGAAGUGUCUUCUUCAGCAAAGGAUAGUUCGCGUCUCCCAUGAAACCACCUUGAAGGAGUUGUUUUGUGAGGAAGUGCAGCCUCGCUUGCCUGAGGACAUCACGUCUUUAGAGUGGAUUGUCGCAGCUACAGCAAGCAGCAAUGGUGGGGCAGGAACGUGGAAAGAUGUAGAGGUAACUGAAACUGUCGGCCUUGUUGUCGAAUUUGGAUGCCGUCUCCUGGAUUUUCGCUUGGUGGACGUAGCUCCUGCUGCCAAGCGACCGUGCCCUGACCGUCCCUCGGCAUUCGAUGUGCUUCUGGGAGCAGCAGCGAAGCGGGAUCACCUGCCAACUCCAACUGGGAAGACGUCUAAAGACGUUUUAUUCACUGACAUAACUGGUCACUUGAAGGCUUGUGAACUGGGGUUUUCAGCUGCUGCAGUAGAAACUGAAGGUUCCUAUGUUGUCCGUACAUUGACGUCAGCAGUGUGGUACAUACAUCCAAAUUUGCAAACAAUAGUGGAUGCAUCCUCACGGAAGUGUGUUCCUGCUGUGCCAUCCCGCUGGCUUAACCUUUUCAGUGGUAAGGUGUACAACGACUGGCAAGGAAAGAAGGAGAAGCGUCCUCAACUUGAUUCCCCGACUAUUGCCGCACACGGGCAAGCGCUGCUGGCACUGUUGGACAAGCCAUGCAUUUCUGGACAGUCGUGGAGUGCACUGCGCAAGGACAUCGAGGGACUUGUAGACACUUGCCGGGGUUACCAGAAGUACCUGGAAUCAAAAGCUGGUGGACAGAGUCAGCGCCAGAGCCAGAAUCAUCCUGUACGGCAGGUAGCAGAAAACAUGUCCAUGACCCACCACAACGCUAGGAGCGAGGCUGGCAUGACUAGCCAGGAGAGAAAGCUGGACAGUGCUUUGAGAGACAGGCCAACAUUUGACCCACUGUUCUAUGACGAGGAACUGCUACUUGGCACAAUUCUCACCAAAGACCAGCGCUAUCGUCUCUUCAAAGAUUUAGCUGUAUCAGUGCCAAUUGACGUGCUUCGCUUUGAUGCAGGUGGUGGUACCUCCGCAACUGUCAUCAUUUGGAGGGUGUCCAGCGACAUUUCCGAGUCCGAGCAUGUUGGCCGAAUUGCUCGCCUGGUGAAGUCUCUGGAACCCAACCUGCCCGAGUACCACACAAGGCAGAUGCGGAAAGAGUUCUUCUCCAAGUAUGGCCAACUUGCUGGCAUGUUUUUGUGUCAAUGUCAGUACUAUGCGUCUAUUGAUGCUGACCCAUUGGUAUUGCAUACAAUUCUCAGAAAUCUCUGA